Molecule: messenger RNA, 2940 nt
Organism: Oryza brachyantha (malo sina)
Lineage: Eukaryota; Viridiplantae; Streptophyta; Magnoliopsida; Poales; Poaceae
Product: pentatricopeptide repeat-containing protein At3g57430, chloroplastic
Exons: 1
Coding region: 229-2790 (853 amino acids)
Biological process (GO): RNA modification
Molecular function (GO): zinc ion binding; RNA binding; protein binding
Source: RefSeq, a predicted model, not a curated record
UAUAGAAUUAAAAUCUAUUUUAUAGAGUUGUACUUGAACCUUUUUUAAAAAAAAACUCUGUAUAACCGUAAAAAAACGAAGGCUAGCUCUGUUACAUUGGUGAUGCCCGAAGGAAAAGGGGAGAAAAAAUAUCAUGGCACGUGGCACGCAGCACGCACACUAUCCAUCCAACUAACCAAAGCGAAGCAGCAGCGGAGCAGCUGAGAGAGGCUCACCUCGCCGCCUCCCAUGGCCCCCGCCGCCGCCGCCGCCCACGCCCCGCUCCCCCUCGCCUCGCCGCCUCCACAGCCGCACCCGCCUCCCACCUCCGCCACGGUCCGCUCCCUCACCUCCGCGGGCCACCACGCCGCCGCCCUCCGCGCGCUCUCCUCCAUGGCCCCGCCGCUCGACCCCUUCGCGCUCCCGCCCGCAAUCAAGUCCGCCGCCGCGCUCCGCGACGCCCGCUCCGCCCGCGCCAUCCACGCCGCCGCGCUCCGCCGCGGGAUGCUCCACCGCCCCUCCCCCGCCGUCGCCAACGCGCUGCUCACCGCCUACGCGCGCUGCGGCCGCCUCGCCGCCGCGCUCGCGGUGUUCGACGGCACGCCGCCGCCGCUCCGCGACGCCGUCUCCUUCAACUCCCUCAUCUCCACGCUCUGCAUCUUCCGCCGCUGGGGCCACGCGCUCGCCGCGCUCCGCGCCAUGCUUGCCGACGGCCACCCGCUCACUUCCUUCACGCUCGUCAGCGUCCUCCUCGCCUGCUCCCAUCUCCCCGCCGGCGCCCGCCUCGGCCGCGAGGCGCACGCGUACGCGCUCAAGAGCGGCCUCCUCCACGCCCAAGAGCGCUUUGCCUUCAACGCGCUCCUCUCCAUGUACGCCCGCCUCGGCCUCGUCGACGACGCGCAGACCCUCUUCGGCGCCACCGCUCCCGGCCGCAACGACGUCGUCACGUGGAACACCAUGAUCAGCGUGCUCGUUCAGAGCGGCCUCUUCGACGAGGCCGUCGAGACGCUCUACGACAUGGUCGCGCUCGGCGUGCCACCGGACGGCGUCACGUUUGCGAGCGCUCUCCCGGCGUGCUCGCGGCUGGAGCUGCUCGCCGUCGGCCGGGAGAUGCACGCCUAUGUCAUCAAGGACGGCGAGCUCGCCGCCAACUCGUUCGUGGCGAGCGCGCUGGUGGACAUGUACGCCACGCACGAGCAGGUGGGCAAGGCGAGGCAGGUGUUCGACAUGGUGCCCGACUCCGGGAAGCAGCUCGGAAUGUGGAACGCCAUGAUCUGUGGGUACGUGCAGGCCGGAAUGGACGAGGAGGCGCUUCGGCUAUUCGCGUGGAUGGAGGCCGAGGCCGGCUUCGUACCCUGCGAGACCACCAUGGCCAGCAUGCUGCCGGCAUGCGCCCGCUCUGAGGCCUUCGACGGGAAGGAGGCCGUGCACGGGUACGUGGUGAAGCGCGGCAUGGCGGACAACCGAUUCGUGCAGAACGCGCUCAUGGACAUGUACGCGCGCCUCGGCAAGACGGACGUCGCGCACCGGAUCUUCGCCAUGGUCGACCUCCCCGACGUCGUGUCCUGGAACACCCUCAUCACCGGUUGCGUCGUCCAGGGCAAUGUCAACGACGCGUUCCAGCUCGUCCGCGAGAUGCAGCAGCAAGAAGAAGAAGACGGCUUCACCGGCGUGGCGCCGAACGCCAUCACGCUGAUGACGCUCCUGCCGGGGUGCGCCAUGCUGGCAGCGCCGGCGAAGGGGAAGGAGAUACACGGGUACGCGGUGAGGCACUCUCUCGACACUGACGUCGCCGUCGGGAGCGCGCUGGUGGACAUGUACGCCAAGUGCGGGUGUCUGCCCCUGUCGAGCGCAGUGUUCGACCGGCUGCCUCGGCGGAACACCAUCACCUGGAACGUCCUCAUCAUGGCGUACGGCAUGCACGGGCUCGGCGGCGAGGCCAUGGCGCUGUUCGACCGGAUGACGGCGAGCGGCGAGGGGAGCCCCAACGAAGUGACCUUCAUCGCUGCCCUGGCGGCGUGCAGCCACUCGGGCAUGGUGGAGCGCGGGCUCGAGCUGUUCCACGCCAUGGAGCGCGACCACGGCGUCUCGGCGACGCCGGAGAUCCACGCCUGCGUGGUGGACAUCCUCGGCCGCGCCGGCAGGCUCGACGAGGCCUACGCCAUCGUGACCUCGAUGGAGGCCGGCGAGCAGCAGGUGUCGGCGUGGAGCACGCUGCUGGGCGCGUGCCGGCUGCACAAGAACGUCCGCCUCGGCGAGAUCGCCGCCGAGCGGCUGCUGGAGCUGGAGCCCGAGGAGGCCAGCCACUACGUGCUCCUCUGCAACAUCUACUCCGCCGCCGGGGAGUGGUCCAAGUCGGCGGAGGUGAGGAGCAGGAUGCGGCGGCGAGGCGUGGCGAAGGAGCCUGGGUGCAGCUGGAUCGAGCUGGACGGCGCGAUCCACCGGUUCACGGCCGGCGAGUCGGCGCACCCGGCGAGCGCGGAGGUGCACGAGCGCAUGGGCGCGCUCUGGGAGGAGAUGCGGCGGCAGGGGUACGCGCCGGACACGUCGUGCGUGCUGCACGACAUGGACGACGGCGACAAGGCGGCCGUGCUCCGGUGCCACAGCGAGAAGCUGGCCAUCGCGUUCGGGCUGCUGAGGUCGCCGGCGGGCGCCACCAUUAGGGUGGCCAAGAACCUGAGGGUGUGCAACGACUGCCAUGAGGCGGCCAAGUUCAUGUCCAAGAUGCUUGACCGCGACAUCGUGCUCAGGGACGUCAGGAGGUUUCACCAUUUUCGCCAGGGCAAAUGCUCCUGUGGGGAUUUUUGGUAGUGCAAAAUAGGGUAACACUAAUUUUUUUCAUAACUUGCACUAGCAAACACGUACACCGUAUAUAUACAGGGGUCAAACGCAAAGUUAUGGCAUGCUCCUUCAUUUUAAUCAAACCAAGUUGCUUACUGCUCCCUUCAUAUUUUAAUUGAU